This is a messenger RNA of Miscanthus lutarioriparius, 726 nucleotides long. Lineage: Eukaryota; Viridiplantae; Streptophyta; Magnoliopsida; Poales; Poaceae. The record is from the annotation of a GenBank genome assembly.
AUGGCGAAGCUCUCCGGGGCGGCCGUGUUGCUCCUCGUCGUCGUCCCUCUGAGCAUGUACACAUGCGCCUUGCUCGUGGGCAUCCAGCUCGGGCGGGCGCUAGAGAGGGGGCCGGACAACAGCGGCGGCGUCGAAUUCACCUGGCGAGGAGCCCUCGACUACGUCACCAAGCCGAGGGGUGUGAUCAGCGUGGGCCCGUGGGGUGGAUCCGGCGGGCAGCCGUUCUACAUGCGCGGCGCCAGCGCUCCUCGCCUUCGUAGCAUCAUCCUCUACCAUUCCGGCGCCGUCCACUCCCUCUCCUGCGAGUACACCCUCGCCGGCGACUAUGGGGGGCCGCCGCCCCGAGUGGCUGGUCCGUGGGGCCUCCCGGAUUCCUACGGCUCCAGAGGAGUUCGUACCCAGAUCGACCUGCGUUCAGGGGAGCACAUCACGGCAGUGGAGGGGACGACGGGGCACUUCGCGAACGUCCCCGGCGUGGUGAUCACCUCGCUGACGUUCCGCACCAGCGCCGGCAGGACGUACGGGCCCUACGGCAGCGUGGACGCAGGGUCUCACUACUUCUCCGUGCCGGCGGCGGACGGCGCCUGCAUCGUCGGCUUCUGGGGUCGCUCCGGCUGGCUUGUCGACGCCAUUGGGGUUUACAUGAAGCCUUCUUGCUCAUCAUCAUCAUCAUCAGACACGGCGGCAUACAAGAAGUAUGCAUCCAGACGUCAGGGACGAAAUUAG